This is a messenger RNA of Cryptosporidium muris RN66, 4275 nucleotides long. RefSeq lists its product as uncharacterized. The record is from RefSeq and is a predicted model, not a curated record. Lineage: Eukaryota; Apicomplexa; Conoidasida; Eucoccidiorida; Cryptosporidiidae. Gene Ontology annotation, molecular function: protein binding. Gene Ontology annotation, biological process: ERAD pathway. Gene Ontology annotation, cellular component: endoplasmic reticulum membrane. Bases 1 to 4275 code for a protein of 1424 amino acids. The transcript has a single exon.
AUGAAUCGAAGAUUUACAAAUAGAAAGUUUUAUAAUACAAAUAUCUCUUAUUUUUUAUUAUUAUUCCUAUUUAUUACAUUAUUAUCCAUUGGUUUAAGUGAAAUAAUAGAAGAUAAUUUAAAUAAUAGUUCUAUAUUAAGUAAAGAGCUAGGAUCAAAUAAUACUAAUAUAAUUAAAGAUAAUGGUAGAUUAACUACAAAUAAAGAAAUAGAAUCUAAAAAAGAUUGGAAUUUAGAAGAUAAGAAAUAUUUAAAUAAAAGUUUAAAUAAUAAAGAUAUUAGAGAUAUAGAAAUAAAUGAUGGAGAUAAUAUAUCAUUCAUAUUAGAAGAUAAUAAUACUAUAAAAGAUUCAUAUCUUAUUAAUAAUUCAAAUAUAUCGAAAGAAAUAGAAAAUGAGAAAAUAAAUUUAUUUUCUAAUAUAAAAAAAAAUAAUACGAAUUCUUCAAAUAUAAAUGUAAAUAUAUUAAGAUCAAAUGACUCAAUAUUAAGUAAUAUAACAUAUAAUGAAUUUCAAUCUAAUAAUGUAAUAAAUAUUCUUUAUAAUUUAUUAGAACCUGGAAGUAACAAAAUAAUAGAUUUUUUAGAAAUUCAUAAUGAUUUGGUAAAUGUAAUUUCUAGAUCAAAUAAUAAAUCAAAUAUAUCAGAUGCUUAUGGAAUGUUAACAUUUUUAUGGUUUUAUGGAAUUCCGAAUAAUAAAGGAAAAAAUGAAUUUCCUUAUGGUUGGCCUAGAAAUAUGGAUAUAGCUAUACGUUAUGCUAUUAAAGGGACAACAAAAUAUCGUUGUGGGUUUUGUUAUACAUUAAUAGGUCUUUUAUCUGCUUGGGGAUAUCCUCCAAUAGUAAGUCAAGUACAUGGAUGGCUUGGAUCUAUUAAUGAUAAUAAUAUAUUUAGAAGAUUGAAUAAGGAUAAGGAUAGGGAGAUUAAUAUAAAAGAGACUGAUAAGAUAUAUCAAAAUAUAUAUUUGAUGCUUCAAAAUCCAUAUAAAUAUAGUACACUUUUUUUGGAUAAAUCUGAAUUUAGAUUUCCAAUUGAAAGGGGUGGUUAUGAUAUGGUAUAUAUAAAUUAUGCUUUAGCUUCAAAGAAUAAUGAUAUUAUAGGACAGAUUGCAUCUUCUUAUUAUUUAAGAUAUGAUUUAACAGGGAUUUCAUAUAAUUAUGAUAAGAUACCUUUAUCAUCAGGUUUUAGUUUACAUAGAAGUCCAAAAAAUAUAACAUCUAAUGUUGGUAAUUCUGAUUCUUCAACACGUUGUUUAUUAUCUUUAGAACCUUUAUUACAAGUAGCAAGUCAAACUUUAGGAGAUUUAGCUGGGACAUUUUUAGAUAAUAUGGGAUAUUUAGUACGUCCUAGUAAAAUUCCAGAACAUGAUACACGUCAUUAUGCACAAUUUGUAAGAAGUCUUGCAGCUGAAAGAGAUCCUGAAGGUUUAACUUCUUUAGGUGAAUUAUAUUAUUAUGGUCAUACUGCAGGUGGAAUAGCUAGAGAUAUAAAUCGUGCAGCAGAAUUAUGGGAUGAAGCAGCAAGACGAGGUGAUCCACAGGGAGCUUUAGCUAGAGCAUUUCUUCAUCUUGAUGGAACAUUAGGAAGAGAAGAAGAUGCAGGACCUUAUUUAAGACAAGUUGCAAGAUAUGGUGAAAUGCCAGCUUCAGCAUUAGCAAAUUAUUAUAUAUAUAAACUUGGUAUAAAUAAUAAUAAGAAUAUGACUGUUGCCGGUGAAUAUUUAAAAACUGCAGCUGAUAAUGGGGAUGGUAAUGCUCAAUUAAUUUUAGCACAUGCUUAUGCUGGUGGUAAAAUGGAUGUAAUUCCACCUGGUGGUAUUAAUGAAACAAUGGCUUUAAAAUAUUAUAAGAUGUCUGCAAAAAAUGGAAGAACUGUUGCUUUGUUUAAUUCUGCUAUAUUAACUUUAAAAGGUUCUGAUAAGUCUUUAAAAACUGAAGAAAGUAGAUGUAUUGUAGCAACAGAAUUUUUAUUUCAAGUAGUAAGAAGAAAUCCUAUUGUUAAAUUAUUACAUGCAUUAAGUAAGAAAUCAUAUAAUUCUGGUGAUAUUGUGGGAUCAUUAUUACGUGAAAUGACAUUAAGUGAAAUGGGAAUUUUAGAAGGUCAUGUUAAUUCACAUGAUUUAUGGAAAAUCUUAGCAUAUAAGAAGAUAAAUAAUAAAUUAAGAAAUAAUAAGAUAAUGAAAUAUAUUAAAACAAAUAAAGUUACCGUUUUUGAAAAUAUUAGUUUAUAUUAUAUUAUAUCAGAAUACUUUAAAAAAUAUUGUAAAAUUAUUAAUACAAAUUUGGAAAAUAUAUUAGAUAACCAAAUAAAUAUAAAAUUUAAUAAUAUAUCAAGAAAUUUAUUAAGAGAUAAUUUAAAUAAAAUUAAUAUAAUUUCAACAAGUUCUCAUUGUUUAAAUUAUCCAAAUUUAUUAUGGAGAAAAUUAAUAGGAUAUUUGGAUCAAUGUAUUAUAGAUUUAUCUUUAAUGACAUUAGAAUUCCAAUCAAAAUCUCUUGAAUAUAAUUAUCCAAUAAUAGAAUCUAAAUAUUAUCUAUUUUUUGAUCCUCUUGAUCAAUUAUCUAUUGAUCAAAGAGCUAAAUUGGAUAUAAUUUAUACAUAUAAAAAAGAUCAUUUAAAUCAAUCUAUAUCAGCAGAUUUUUUAAAUUGUUGGACUCGUCCAGAAUCUUAUUAUUCAUCAUAUUAUAAUAAUUUUACAUUAAAUAAUCAAAUAUUUACAAGUUAUAUUCAAGAUCAUAUAAAAGAUAACUAUAAAUAUGAAUUACAAACAAAAUUCUCUACUCCUAAAAGGAUUAAUUAUGGAAAUUUGUAUAAUAUUUGGUUAGGUCCAUAUAAUGGUAGUGAAGAUCUUUCUCCUAGAAAUUUUUGGUUAUUAUGCUUAAAAAUAGGUCAAUAUAUUAUUAAAUUAUUAUUGAAAUUUCCAUUAUUAUCUAAAUUACCAAAUUUUAUAUUUAAAUAUUUUAAUAUUUAUAAUUAUUCUAAUUCUAAUGAAGAUAUAAAAAAACAAUAUAAUAUAUGUUUAUGGUGUGGUUAUUAUUAUGCAGUACGAGCAUCUAUUCAAGGUGAUAUUACUUCAACUUAUGAUAUUGUUAGAUAUCAUUUAGAAGGUUCACUUGGUGCAAGUAAUAAUGAAACAAAAGCUUUAGAGUAUUUAAUUAUAGGAGUAAAUAAUCGAGAUCCUAAAUCAUUACUUCAAUAUAUAUUAUUUAUGCAUAAGGGUAUUGGAAUGAAAUCUAAUAAAGGAAAAGCAUAUAGAAUGUUAAGAUAUCUCUUAUUUAAAGGAUCUAAAAAUAUGAAUGAAGUUUUACCUCCAAUCCCUUCAAAUCCAAAAUAUAUACCUACAUUAUUAGAUACAAUAAGAGAUGUAUUUGCUCCAUUUAUUCAAAAUAAUUCAAUAAAUGAUGAUCAUAUAAAAAAUAGUUUUAUAUCUUCUAUUAAUGAAGAUAUUUUUAAUUCUACAAAAAAUAAUCAAGAAAAAGAAGACAUACAUUCUGAAGAAGAUGAAAAAGAACAAAAAUUAACUAAUUAUAAAAACAAAAAGUUGAGUGAUGAAUAUAUUUCAAAUAUUCAAUCACAACAAGAAGUUACUAGUCGUAUUAUUGCAGCUAUUGUUCUUGUUAAUUUUACUUUAGAUUGGUUAUAUAGAAGAUAUAUAUAUAAUAUAUUUAAUUUAAUAGAUUAUAGAAAUAAAUCUCAAAGUAUCAGAUUAUAUCAAGAAAAUAUAAUUAAUAAUUAUCAUGAAAUUCAAUAUCAAAAUUAUCAACAAAUUUCUAAUAAUAAUCUAACUAAAGUAUUUCUUUCAAAUCACUACAAUUAUACUACUAUAUAUUCAAGUCAAUUAUCUAAUAAAAAACAAAAUCAAAAUGAAGGCAUUUUAAAUAAUUUAUUUAAUAUAUAUUUAAUAUGGGAUUUUAUUAAAUAUAUUCAAGGAAUUUCUCCAAUGAAAAUUAUUUAUAAUAUUAUUAAAUAUCUUAAUAUACAAAAUAAUGUAAACAAAAGAUUUAAUGAUAAAGAUCAUGAAUUUAGAGAAGAUUAUCAAUUAUUUAUAUUAUUUAAUGAGUAUAAUGAAGAUCCAUUUCCACUUUCACCAAGAUUUGGUUUUGCAUCUGAUGAACAAUAUAAUCAAAUUUCUAAUAUGUGGCUUUCAUCAUUUUCAAUGAAAUUAUAUAAAUUUAUUCUGAAGAUUACUAUAAUUAUAUGUAUAAUAUCUUUAAUAUUACCUAUAAAUAUUGCAAUAUCUAAUCUUAUUCAAAGUUCUAAUAUUAAUACAUUUAGAGUCUAA